GGGGCACAACGCGCUCGCUGUGGGGAAGAGAAGGAGGGAGAAUUAGCUCGUCUUUCUCGGCUUCUAAAGGGGAGGAAAGCAGCAAGCUGAAGAAGCCUCCCUAAGCCAACACCUUCAGCCACCAGCGACGAAAGGGGGAAAUCUUGUGGCUGCAUUUUCUCCCCUUCUUCUUCUUCCCACCCCUGACAAUGCCUGCUCGACGCUGGGGUUCUGGGGCUCCUCGCUUGCUGUUGGCGCUGCUUCUGGCUGCGCUGCCUCAGGUCUCUGGCCACCGCGCAACGGGGCCCAGGUUUUUAAUAAGUGAUCGUGACAGAGACCCGCAAUGUAACCUCCACUGCUCCAGGUCCCCAACCAAGCCCCUCUGUGCUUCAGAUGGCAGGACAUACGAGUCGAUGUGUGACUAUCAGAGAGCAAAAUGCAGGGAUGCAAGCCUGAGUGUGGUUCAUCGAGGCAGAUGUAAAGAUGCUGGUCAAAGCAAAUGCAGAAUAGAAAGGGCUCAAGCUCUGGAUCAAGCAAAGAAGCCGCAAGAAGCAGUCUUCAUUCCAGAGUGCACUGAGGAUGGAUCAUUCACCCAAGUGCAGUGCCAUACCUAUACUGGAUACUGCUGGUGCGUCACUCCAGAUGGCAAACCCAUCAGUGGUUCUUCUGUACAGAACAAAACUCCUGUAUGUUCAGGUUCAGUAACUGACAGGCCUUUAGGACACGGUAAUUCUGGGAGAAAAGAUGAUGGUUCGAAACCAACACCCACCAUGGAGACCCAGCCUGCUUUUGACGGAGAAGAGAUCACAGCUCCCACCCUUUGGAUUAAGCAUUUGGUCAUCAAAGAUUCCAAACUGAACAGUUCUAGUAUGAAAAAUUCAGAGAAAGUUAACUCAUGUGACCACGAGAGGCAAACUGCUCUUGAAGAGGCCAGGCAGAACCCUCGUGAAGGGAUUGUUAUCCCUGAAUGUGCCCCUGGAGGACUGUACAAGCCAGUGCAGUGUCACCAGUCCACAGGAUAUUGCUGGUGUGUUCUGGUAGACACAGGCCGUCCUCUGCCUGGUACUUCCACCCGAUACGAGACCCCCGUGUGUGAAAGUGACGCCAGAUCGAAGAGCCCAGAAAUGGACGACCCUUUCAAAGACCGAGAACUUCCAGGCUGCCCAGAAGGGAAGAAAGUAGAAUUUAUUACAAGUUUACUGGAUGCUCUCACCACAGACAUGGUACAGGCCAUUAACUCAGCAGCACCUGCUGGAGGCGGAAGGUUCUCUGAGCCUGAUCCCAGCCACACGUUGGAAGAGCGGGUGGUCCAUUGGUAUUUCAGCCAGCUGGACAACAAUAACAGCAAUGACAUCAACAAGAGGGAGAUGAAGCCCUUCAAGCGCUAUGUCAAGAAGAAAGCCAAGCCCAAGAAAUGUACGCGGCGGUUCAUUGACUACUGUGACCUCAACAAGGACAAGUCCAUCUCACUACAAGAACUGAAAGGUUGCCUGGGCGUUGGGAAGGAAGGAGGGAGCGUUGGAAGUUUUCCCCAUGGAAAAAGACAAGGUGUUAACCCUUUCAUCGGACGUCUUGUCUAAGAGCUGAUGGAAAAGCAUGAACCAGAUGGAAGGAAGGACGGACGGACGGACCGGACACAUCGCCAUUUGAAAACACUCAGGUGGAACUGGCAACAUCCAACGUAGCAGAAGUGGCCACCACAACAUUUGCACUUUUGGAAAAAUAAAAUGAAGAGGGGUGGAAGUUGGUCUACUUAUUAUGCCAUUUUAUAUAGUACUUUAGAGAAGAAGAAAGAAUAAACAAAGAAAGAAAAAGAUGAAGAAAGAAAACUGAACAGCUACUGAUGAUUUAAAUGUUAGGGAUUUGCUUGGACUUGAAGAAUGAUGUUUAAUAUACUGUAUAUAAAUGUAAAUUGUACAGUUGUCUUGUGCUGGCUUUAGUGUGACUAUUUGGUUUCUGCCUAUGACUUUUUUGAAGCUGGUUUAGAUUAAAGGGGUACAGAGGACUCUGGAAUCCAGGGAUGCAUUGGUUUUGACAACCAAUCAAAAUUCAACUUCUUUCUUGCACAAGCAUAAUCAUGAUUCAAAUAAGUCAACAGUGUUGGUGGCUCACACAUUACUUGAACACUGUGUGUGCGUCUCUGUGUGUGUGUUCACGCGCACAUACCCAUCCAUACACAAACACAAAUGCAGAAAAUGGGACUAGUCAGCACUAGUCCUACUCAGAGUAGUUUCUCCCUCUGGAGCAUCUGAGGACUACUUUUGUAUAGGUCAGCUAUGAUCUCUCAAGGCCAAGACCACCUUAGCUCCAGCAGUAUGACAGUUUCAUGUGCUUUCCAGGUUUGCUCCGAUUUUUUCUGUUAUGGGGUUUAAAGCUAAUUGCUGCAUUGGCAUGAGAAUAGCUUUCCCUACCCCAUGCUAAAUCUUAUUCCUGCUGGACUAGCUGCAAUCAACCUCCUGAUUUUGUUUGGGUCUUGGAUGAAUGUUGAUAAAAGCACAUGUCUCCCACACUUUUGCAGAAGAAAGUGGCGUGGGGAAGUAAAAGGCUCUCUUGUCAAAAUAAAAUGGAGCAGAAGGAGGCAAAACUGUUCUUAAAAAAUAGCAUGUGUGUGCUAGCAGUAUUUGUGCUGUCUUUGUUCAUGUACGCUUGCAGGGUCUUUGUGCUGAACAUCUCACUGUUGAGAAAUGAGGGAUCUGAGUGCUAUAGGUUUGCUUCCACCUUUUCUGUUGGAAGUUGUCCUGCAAACUUGAUUGCCUUGGAUUCCUAUGCUUGCACUGUGAUUGGUGAAUCCAUAGAAAUGCUCCUCAAGGGCAGUGCGGCAAUGCAUCUCCAUGUUUUAGCAGUGGGCUGUUGCAAGCUGAAAUACUCGAACAUCAUUGAAAAGCUGCUGCUUUUCAAGCAAGUCACAAUGGUGGAUUUACAGGACAGUGCCUCCCCCCCCUUUUUUAAAAAUAUUUUGGCUUCAGUUAGGUAAAGAUAGUUGUGUCUCAGUUACCAUAGAGGAUGAUCAAGCUGAAGAACAUCAUGCUUUUUGACCCCCCCCCAU
Zootoca vivipara (common lizard) is the source of this 3025-nucleotide messenger RNA. RefSeq names its product SPARC related modular calcium binding 1 (gene SMOC1). Gene Ontology annotation, biological process: extracellular matrix organization. Gene Ontology annotation, cellular component: basement membrane. Gene Ontology annotation, molecular function: heparin binding; extracellular matrix binding; calcium ion binding. NCBI's taxonomy places the organism in Eukaryota, Metazoa, Chordata, Lepidosauria, Squamata, Lacertidae. The record is from RefSeq and is a predicted model, not a curated record.